UGUAUCAUCUGAGUACCAUAAUGGAGCAGCGAGGGCGGACGUUUGCGGCACAGCUGCAGUUCAUGGAGCGUAAUGGGCGCGCACUAGAGGAGCUGGUGGCCAAGAUGAUGAAAGCGCGAGAGGAGCAGGAGGCGUUCCUAGGGUCGUUUGCUAAGAGUCUUGAGGACAUCGCGGCGCAGGAAGAAUGUGAGCCGCUGGCACAAUGUCUUGGGAGUCUGGGCGAGUGCGGUCAGAAAUUGGUGAGCGAGAGCCACGACGUGAUGAUGCUGCGACCCGAGAUGGAGGUUUUGCAGGUGGUUACACAGAUUCAGGACUGGGCUAUAGUACCCAUGAAGAGACUGUUGGAAGAUCGGGAAAAGGCCAUCAAAAUUGAAGCCAAGCUGCAAAAGGAAUACGAUGAGCUGAGGCGAGGAAGCUCGGCUAAGGAAAAGGAGAAGAAGCUGAGGAUGCUGUCGGACCAGAAGCGGCGAGUAGAGAACGUCAAUGCCUUGCUGGACACACACAUGGACAACUUCGACCGGUACCGCAUUCAGAAGAUGAAGGUGCGACCAUUGGGUUUGAUUUAUGGGUUCGAAUUAGGUUGACAAUCUCAUCAAUGCCAAUGCAGAAAAUUGUGAGUGAGUUGGCUCGUUCGCAAGCAUUUUACCAUGCAAAAGGACUGGAGCUCUUCGCAGUUCCGUGUCAAGACAUUGCGAAGCUCCAGUCGACGGAUGCAGUCAAAAGAACACCACAAUCUAACCCUGCAGAGCCAAGCAAGGUCGAUCCGUGACAAGAACAUACCUUUCAGGUGUGUGUUGUCCCAACAAUCUUGGCUUGGUCCUUAUCGUUGCCGCUCAAGUGUUAUUGUGUACACUGCCGAACUGAAGCUAUGAUCCCGCCGAUGAGCGCCCUCUUUCUCGUUCUUUUCUGCGUUUGCUAUGACCAAGCUUUGCCAUACUCUCCUGCAACUUUCUCCAGAACGAACCCUUCUCUCUUGGUGUGCACUGCGGACUAUCAGUGCCGAUGCCAAACUGCUGCCGUCGUGCAAUACCAGGUGAGGCCGUCCAGCUCUGUGGGGAGUAACAGUAAUCUUCCAGUAACUUGUCGCUGUAAAAGCAUCGUUUCUAGAGCGCACAAGUUGAAUUACGUGAGCCAUUCAUCCCUUAGUCGCAUAUUAUGUUAGCUGGUAAGUACCCACCUCUUCGAAUUUCUCGUACACCAAAUGCACCGGGACAUUUAAGUAAUUUGCCAAGCCGAGCUGUAAACUGAGCAAAAGGAGAGUAUCACAAGUUAGUACUUGACCCCGUUUUGGCUUACACAGCAACGGUGUUGGUACCUCAUUUGAACUUGCUGAAGAGAUAUUUCUCGUCGAGAAAACGUCGGGGUCGCUUGUGACACAAACGAUACGCCGUAGUCGGACUGAAAGCAAAGCAGGAAUCCACCAAUACCUUUAAAUAAAACGUUUUGACUCAGGGG
Messenger RNA from Phytophthora nicotianae INRA-310, 1455 nucleotides. RefSeq lists its product as hypothetical. Gene Ontology annotation, biological process: cilium assembly. Bases 21 to 584 code for a protein of 187 amino acids. Lineage: Eukaryota; Oomycota; Peronosporomycetes; Peronosporales; Peronosporaceae. The transcript is spliced from 3 exons. Gene Ontology annotation, cellular component: ciliary transition zone; ciliary basal body. The record is from RefSeq and is a predicted model, not a curated record.